This is a messenger RNA of Wallemia mellicola CBS 633.66, 4312 nucleotides long. RefSeq lists its product as hypothetical. The transcript is spliced from 3 exons. The coding region runs from base 110 to 4312 and encodes 1400 amino acids. Gene Ontology annotation, molecular function: GTP binding. The record is from RefSeq and is a predicted model, not a curated record. NCBI's taxonomy places the organism in Eukaryota, Fungi, Basidiomycota, Wallemiomycetes, Wallemiales, Wallemiaceae.
ACCAAUCCAGAAAGAGCGCGAAAGGGAUGCCAUAAUUUCUGCAGCUUCACGUGGCUGGUCCAAUAGAAGCGCACCUAGCUCAAAAAUAGCACUCAAAGCCCACUCUGUGAUGUCUCCAAACGCUGAAUUCAGCCCUAAUAGAUUAUUUAAGCAAGAAAGCUCACCUAAGCACCCACCAGUUUCACGACUUGGCGCAGGAGUUGAAUCAACACAGCGGAGGACGUCUUCUAGUUUCUCUCACGUUAGGAACAAUUCACUCGUACAAAAUUCACCUUUUAAGCAACAUCAUGAAAGCGUGCCAUCACCUUCAAUUGAUUACAGUGCUUCACCAAAGCCUGCAGCAUCACCUGGUAUGGGAUUAGGUCUCCACCCAAGCAGGUCUCCACAUAGGCACACUCAGCCACAGGAAACUUCGAUUCCAAAGCCGAAGCCACCAAGAAAAUCAAAAGGUUACAAUCUCCUGCCAUCCGCUCAACGCGUCACUCAGUCACCCUGGAGAAUACGCGACACGUCUAAUAGUUCCGCUGGAUCGGAGGCUGAAGACAUUGAAGCGCAUCCAGCAUCUGCAUUCUCCCCUCCAACUCCUCAACCAACUCAUCAAACUAAGCCCUUAUCCGUCUCUAAAAAGGUAGACGAAGAGCAGGAAUCGGAAGAACAAGAAAGACCACCAUCCGCUGGAAGUACUUUAUCAAGACGCAAGACUGUCACUUUUGACAACAGUCCUUCUGUUCAUGAGUUUGAGAGGGAACCUGAACUUGAUUCAAUCGCGACAGGUGUAUUUAGUCCUGAAUACGAUGACGAAUAUAAUAGUUAUGAUGAAGUCGAUGUGGAUGAGCAGGAUAUUGACUUAUACGAUGCUCAGAACGCCCAGGAUGCUCUUGUUGGAGCUAGCUGGGAAGAUACGCCUCCAAUGCCACCAUCAUCUACUUCUCUCGUUGAUCAGCAUACACUCAACAGGAAUAGACCAACUCCAGAAAGUCUGGAAAACACCCCUGAACUCGCUGAAGAUUAUGCACAUGAGGGCAUUUUAGAGGAAUAUUCGCAUGAGUAUCCUCAUGAGUACAAUGAUACAGAAUUGGAAGUGGACACAAGCUACCAAUCGGCUUAUCCAGAUGAAUCGGCAAGCUACUAUGAGGAUGAUGAACACUAUGAUGACAACUCUUCAGUUAUCGAUCAUACUUUCGAAGAAGAGCAAUACGAGCAUAGUCAAGAUCCAGAACGUACACAGAUGGAGGACCUCGUUGAUUCUAUCCUGAAAGAUGAACUAUUAAGAGACAGUGAGCGCAGGAAAUCGCUCGAAGAUCCUAAGUAUGCAUCCACAAGUCCGCUGAGAACUUCCACGAACAAACGUCAAUCAACACCAGUAAAGGAAACUACUCCAAGUAAGAUGCGCGAACUUGGGUUGGGAAGGCCACAAUCAAUGCCAUCACCUAAUCUCUCGCUCGAGUAUACUUCUCAGGACAUGGUCAGAGAUGACCCAAUAGUCGGACUAAAGCAGCCAGAGAAACAGGAGGAAGAACACUCGGUUGAGUUGGAAGAGGAGAAAGAAGAUCAUUCCAUCGAGUUUGAAGAGCAAAAGCAAAACCUCUCAGGGGAGUACGAGCAAAGUGACGAUGAUAUACGAGACAGAUCAGUCUUACCUGAAUUACCUCAUUCAUCGCCCUUAUGGGCUUUAUCACCACCUGCGGAGGAUGUGGCCAAAAUGCCUCGUCUAUCAUACGCUGAACGCCUGUCGUAUGGCGAACAAGUCCAUCCUCCAGAACAGCCAGGUGCAGACAAGGAGAACACACCAAAUAUUGACAGUCUAAUUUCACCUUUGCUCUCUCCUCGUUUGGAUGCUGCUGGAAAUCCCCUCUCUCCUAAUGCUGCUGGAAGCGUCACCAGACGUCGCAACCUUCGCGAAGCUGUUCAAGAGAAGAUGAGGAAGAAGAGGGAAGCGGAAGAAGCGAAUGCUGCUUUACUUGCUGAACGCGAGAAGGAUAGCAACAAAGAGGUCUUCACACCAAAAAUAUUGACUCCUGAAUUCGAUGAGCCGCAAGAAUCCCAACCACCAUCACCAAUUAAAGCUGCUAUUGCUGCUGUUGCGCCAUCUCCAAUGAAGAGUGGAAGGGAGGAUGUCUUUGAUAACACACCUAAAUCAUUUAGUACGCUUCAAGCACCACAGCAAGAAAAAGAACCUGAGCAAGAGCCUGAACCUGAACCUGAACCUGAACCUGAACCUGAACCUGAACCUACUCCAAUUGAAGAGGAAACUACCGCAGAUCUAGAAGGAUUCGCACCAUUUGUUUCACCAAAUCUUGAAGAUGCUGCAUUGCAGAGGCAAAUGUCUCUGCGUGGUAAUGCUAGUCUCCAAGAUCGUGAAAAUGCUAUUCUCUUAUCACGUCGUAAAUCCCGCGCUGACAAGGGCGAAAGACCAUCAAGACGGCGAAGCGUAUCAGCCGAUGCCAGUGAGACCCCAAGAAGGAAAGCGGUAUAUAGACCUUCAAGUGGGUUACCAACUCCUGGUGCGCUCACUGAGAGUGACUUUGGACAUGAUCUUGACCUCGAAAUGAGAGAAAUCUUUAAAGAUUCUGACAGAAAGUAUCGUUUAUUUGAACAUGAUGAGGUUAUUAGAGCAACAUCUUCUGAAGAGCAAGUUCAAAAGCCUAAGAUUAGUCAUUCAACCAAAGCUGGUGAUAUCGAUAGCGGGAAAGCCUGGAAGGUAAUAAAACGGCCAUCAGAUAUGAAUGAAUAUGCAAGCCAUCUUAAGGAUAUACGUGGUAAAGAAACGUUUAGUGAAGCUACUGGAAAAGUAUUCGUUAAGGUUGUUGGGCUUCGUGAUGUGGAAUUGCCAAUACCAGUUGCAAAGCAAACUUAUUUCUGCUGUACACUUGACAAUGGUAUCAAUCAUGUCGCAACUCCUUACACAGUCCUUAAAAAGGAAGCACCAAUGGGCCAAGAGUUUGACUUGAUUCUCAACAAAAACUUAUUCUUCACGCUUUCAUUCAAAUGUCGUAUGGAUGACCAUUUAGCGCCACCACGUCCACCACGUUUCAGACCAGCGAUGGUAACACCUACACAACCACCUCCUUCACCAUCAAAGAGUAGCCUCGGUUUCAGAUCACUCUUCAGCUCGCCAAGGAAGGAGAAAAAGAAAGCCCAGCAGGAGCAACAACAGCAACUUGAGCGUGAAAUUGCAUCAUCGAAAUUGGAAGAACUUGAACCUGUAAUGCCAACUGAGCCAAUGUUGAAUUUCCUCCAAAAGGAUGGUUCAUUUGGAAGUACACGCGUUAUUUACAAUGAGGUCGCGCAUAGAUGUCAAGGAAGGAUGAUUGAAUUAAUCCUACCACUCGAGGGCAAGUUCACAAAGAAUGAUGGAAGCGUUACGAAAUGUAUCGUUGGUAAAUUGGUAUUACAUAUGCUCGGUAUACCUAAUUUACCUGGUGUCACUCAGAAGGACCUUCCAAUGUCUUUGGAUCAUACUGCUAAGGUCAUGAAAGAAAUGCAAUGGCAUAAGAAAAAAGUUUGUCAAUCUGUUUUAACGCAAUUAGGUGGAGGUGUCACUUCAUGGAGACGUAGGAUGUACAGUCUAGUCGGUGGAAGAAUUAUAGUAUUCAAUGAAAUUUCAAAGCGGGCCAUAGCUACAAUUGAUCUACAAACGGCCGUCACUGUUGAAGAUGCCAACAACGCAUCCGGAGAGGCAGUCGAGAAAGGAUGGGUAGAUGAAGGCGAUGCUAGUGUAGAACGUUCCUUCAUACUUGUUCUCAAGGUUGACGACGUUGAAGAAAAGCUCCAUUUCUUCAGUGAUACCGACGAUGACAAAGACGUUUGGAUUAAGGAGCUCUCUGGAAUAAUUGGCCGUAUACCACCAAAACCACUCUGGGCACAGGCCUUAGAAGAACGCCAAUCACCACCACCUUCACAACUUCCACAACGUACAACCUCUAAUCUUACAUCUUCUCAACAGGCACCUCAAAUGCCUCGUCAAACAUUGUCACCUAUUAAGGCAUCUCCUAUUCCAUCUGCUCAUGCACUCUACACAUCUACAAAUCGUAGACCACCACCAGCACCUUCGACAGGUAUGGCUCAUCCAGGUCUAAUGGCAAGUCUGGCAUCGAGACAGGAGGGCGUUCCAACACCAACGAAGAAUCAGAAUGGUCCAGUCAGCGUACAAUCUUCAACUAAAGGUGUCAAUCAGUCAACUUACGACAAGAAGAGUCUGAGAGGUAGCAUAUUCUCAAGUAUUGGUAGUAGAUCUGCGACACCAUCACGAUCAUACACUCCAGACACAAGCUUUAGGUCAACCACGAAAUCAUUCUUCGGAUUUAAGUAA